Molecule: messenger RNA, 1416 nt
Organism: Diceros bicornis minor
Lineage: Eukaryota; Metazoa; Chordata; Mammalia; Perissodactyla; Rhinocerotidae
Product: interferon regulatory factor 4-like
Exons: 8
Coding region: 86-1402 (438 amino acids)
Biological process (GO): regulation of transcription by RNA polymerase II; immune system process
Cellular component (GO): nucleus
Molecular function (GO): RNA polymerase II cis-regulatory region sequence-specific DNA binding; DNA-binding transcription factor activity, RNA polymerase II-specific; protein binding
Source: RefSeq, a predicted model, not a curated record
CCAGCCAGGUGUCCCCGCGAUCCCCUUUCGCGCUGGGGUCCAGUCGCCGCGCCCGAGACCUGGCCCCCGGCGCAUUACGUCCCCGAUGGCCGGCGACCCCUGGCGGAGAGAGGAAGGGAAGGUCCCCGACGGCAGGCGACGCAAGGUGGGGGCCAGGGGUCCCCUGCGCCUCCGCGACUGGCUGGUGGCGCAGAUCGAGAGCGGGCACUACGAGGGGUUGCGCUGGGAGGACGAGGGCAAGACCCUCUUCCGCAUCCCCUGGAAGCACGCAGCCAAGCAGGGCUACCGGGCGCAGCAGGACGCGGCGCUCUUCAGGGCCUGGGCCAUAUACAAGGGCAAGCACAUAGAGGGCAUUGACAAGGAGGACCCCUCCACCUGGAAGACACGGCUCCGCUGUGCCCUCAACAAGAGUGCCGACUUCUGUGAGGUGCAUGCGCGCAGCCAGCUGGACAUCUCCAACCCCUACAAGGUCUACCGGAUUGUGUCCGUCGGUGCCCAUGGCCCAGUUACCAAGGCUUCUGCUCCCCCUGAAGAGAAGGGCAUUGUGCAGAGCCAGGAGGAGCCCCCUGGAGAAGUGACGGAGCCGGCCUGCAGGACAGACCAGGAUGGCUCCGGAUUAGCCAUAGAGGAUAAGGACAAGGAGCAGCCCCCCAGGCUGGCCCAGCAGGGAUCCCUGCCACCAGCCACCCUGCUCCGGAGCCCUUUGGCUGACCACAGGUACCAGGCACAGGACCCGGCACACCCCUGGAGCCCCUCGCCCCCUGAGGACUUCAACAACCCCGAUUGCUGGCUGCACGUGCGGCUGUUCUACGGUGCUGAGCUGGUGCGCGAAGCCACCGCGCGCACCGCCGAGGGCUGCCGUCUGAGCCCGCGGGCAGCCGCCGCCGCCGAGCGCCUGCUGGGGUCGCCACCGCGCAUCGCGCAGGUUCGCUUCCCCGAGCCGCCGCCCGGCGCCCGCGUGCUGCAGCGCCUGCUGCCGCACCUGGAGCGCGGCGUGCUGCUGUGGGUGGCGCCCGAGGGCGUAUUCGCCAAGCGCCUGUGCCAGGGCCGCGUGUACUGGCGCGGCCCGCUCGCCCCGCACCGCGCGCAGCCCAACAAACUGGAGCGCGAGCGCACCUGCCAGCUGCUCGACACGCGCCGCUUCCUCGCGGAACUACGCGCCCACCUGCAGGAUGGUCGCCCGGAGCCCGAGUACCAGAUCCGUCUGUGCUUUGGCGAGGAGUACCCAGGGCCCCCAGACCAGCCGGAGGAGCGGCUCAUCAUGGCCCACGUGGAGCCAGUCUUCGCCCGGGAGCUCGUCCUGCACUCGAAGCGCCACGGCCACGGGGCCCGGGCGGCGGGUCCCCAGCCGCGCAUCCCCCGCAGCGUCACUCACCGGCUGACGCAGCUGAGUCAGCCCUAAGCGGCCGCUUCAUC